Messenger RNA from Menidia menidia (Atlantic silverside), 882 nucleotides. The record is from the annotation of a GenBank genome assembly. NCBI's taxonomy places the organism in Eukaryota, Metazoa, Chordata, Actinopteri, Atheriniformes, Atherinopsidae.
AUGGGCUACCAGGACCACAGGGGCCACCAGGAGGUAAAGGACAUCCUGGAGAACCAGGACCUCCUGGGCCAGCUGGGGAGGGAGGGACGCCUGGUCCACCAGGUCAAGCUGGUCAAGGAAAACCAGGUCAAAAUGGCCCACCAGGACAACCAGGUAUGCCAGGAGGAAAAGGUCAUCCAGGCCCACCAGGUUUGCCAGGAAAACCAGGACUACCUGGAUUUGGUAAACCAGGACUCCCAGGACCAAAGGGUGAUAAGGGUAUGGGUGGGCCACCAGGACCUCCAGGACCUAAAGGGGAUAAGGGUCAUGGUGGAUUACCUGGAAUUCUUGGACCCCCUGGACCAAAUGGUCAACCUGGUCUUCCUGGACCUAUGGGACCCCCAGGAGGUAUGGGUGUACCUGGCCCAAAAGGAGACUGUGGAGAUGGGGGGCCUAAAGGGUUUGAUGGGGCCAAAGGGGAUCCUGGUCAUCCAGGACUGCCUGGGCCAAGUGGUCCCAAAGGAGAUGAGGGCCACAAAGGUCUACCUGGCAUGCCUGGUCCUCCAGGGGCUCCUGGUGCAAAAGGACAAGGUGGACUGCCUGGCAAUUUGGGGCCACAAGGUCCUAAAGGAAUUCCAGGACUGGAUGGGGCAGCAGGACCAAUUGGACCCCCUGGUCUUCCUGGGCCUAAAGGAGAUAAUGGUCCUCCUGGUGCACCAGGGAUUGCAGCUAAUGGGAAUCCAGGUCAACCUGGUCCAACAGGACCUCCAGGAAAAGAGGGACCAUCUGGACCCCCUGGACAGUCUGGUCAGCCUGGCCCUCCUGGUCUACCAGGACCACCAGGUGUACCUGGUUUCUCUCCUGAAAUGGCUGGAGUCCUCUCUGAAAUGGGCCCAGGGCUAG